AUGUCCUGUAUUGUCCUGAAUCUGAAUAGGUGCCAGGCAGGAGAGAGGAGACAUGUCCCAGAGGGCGAGCAGAUUUGCUGCUACCAAUGUGCCCCUUGUCCAGAAGGGGCCAUUUCUAAUCAGACAGAUGCAGUUCACUGUGACCUUUGUCCAGAAGACCAAUAUCCCAACAAGGACAAGGACCACUGCAUUGCCAAGAAGAUCCACUUCCUUUCCUAUGAAGAUACCCUGGGAUACACUUUGGCAUCUCUUACUCUUUUUCUCUCUUUGAUCACAUUGGCCGUCCUAGCAACUUUCUAUAAACAUCAUGACACACCGAUCGUCAAGGCCAACAACCGAGAUCUCACCUAUCUUCUCCUGGUCUCCCUCCUGCUCUGCUUCCUCUGCUCCUUCCUUUUCAUUGGUCAACCGAGGAAGCUCACCUGUCUCUUCCGACAAACUGCCUUUGCCAUUCUCUUUUCUCUUGCAGUUUCCUCUGUCUUGGCCAAAACUGUCAUGGUGGUUCUGGCUUUCAUGGCUACCAAGCCAGGGAACAAGACAAGGAAAUUCUUAGGAAAAUCACUGACCAAUUGCAUUGUUGUAUCCUGCCCUCUUGUCCAAGUAGUUCUUUGUGCCAUCUGGUUGAUAACCUCUCCCCCGUUUCCUAACUUGGAUUUUCACACCUUGAUAGGAGAGACAAUCUUGGAAUGUAAUGAAGGCUCAGAUUCAAUGUUUUACACUGUCCUGGCCUACCUGGGUUUUCUGGCCAUCGUGAGUUUUAUCAUGGCCUUUUUGGCCAGGAAAUUGCCCGACAGCUUUAACGAAGCCAAGUUCAUUACUUUCAGCAUGCUGGUCUUUUGCAGUGUUUGGAUCUCCUUCCUCCCCACCUACCUGAGCACCAAAGGGAAGUCCAUGGUGGCUGUGGAGAUCUUCUCCAUCUUGGCCUCUGGGGCUGGUCUCCUGGCUUGUAUCUUUUCCCCCAAAUGCUACAUUAUUCUUCUGAGGCCCCAUCUUAAUUGUAAAGAAAAUAUGAUAAGGAACAAAAACCUCUAAUUCAUGAAGGGAUGGGAAACAUAUUUAUCCUUGAGGCAUGUUUAGUAUCUGAUGAUAUUUAUAAAACAUGACAGAGAAGAAGAAACAGAUCCAUUUAAUAAUGCCUUACUCAAGUGCUAUAACUGGUCAUAAUAGGAGUGAAUUGGUUGAGUUGGGUAGAUGUGUAAA
Molecule: messenger RNA, 1200 nt
Organism: Pantherophis guttatus
Lineage: Eukaryota; Metazoa; Chordata; Lepidosauria; Squamata; Colubridae
Source: RefSeq, a predicted model, not a curated record